AGCCUCUCUGCACCAGCCGCCGGCGAUGACGAAGAUACCGGAGCACAAGUCGCUCCCAUCAUCAAACUGGAAGAGGUUGCCGUCACUACAGGCGAAGAAGACGAAGUCGCAAUUCUAGAUCUCAAAUCGAAGCUUUAUCGGUUCGAUAAAGAUGGAAAUCAGUGGAAGGAAAGAGGUGCUGGUACUGUUAAGUUUUUGAAGCAUAAGGUUACUGGUAAAGUUAGGCUUCUCAUGAGGCAAUCCAAAACCCUCAAGAUCUGUGCCAAUAAUCUCAUUAUACCUACUAUGUUUGUUCAAGAGCAUGCUGGGAAUGAGAAAUCCUGUGUUUGGCAUGCUAGGGAUUUUGUUGAUGGUGAACUCAAGGAUGAGCUUUUCUGCAUUCGAUUUCCUUCGAUUGAAAGUAAGUAUGCAUGCGCUUUUAAGAUGCAUUUUGCAGAUGUUUUUGUAGUUAGCUUGAUUUAGAUGAAUUUCGUGAUUCGUUGUUAGAGGAAGUUAGUUGGGUACUUUAGUUUUAAUUGAUUUACCGAUUUCUGUUUCGUAAUUGAUAUGAUGGCAAUG
Messenger RNA from Trifolium pratense (red clover), 558 nucleotides. Its product is annotated as ran-binding protein 1 homolog b-like. Gene Ontology annotation, biological process: nucleocytoplasmic transport. NCBI's taxonomy places the organism in Eukaryota, Viridiplantae, Streptophyta, Magnoliopsida, Fabales, Fabaceae. The record is from RefSeq and is a predicted model, not a curated record. Gene Ontology annotation, cellular component: nuclear pore; cytoplasm. The transcript has 3 exons. Gene Ontology annotation, molecular function: GTPase activator activity. The annotation marks the transcript as partial.